CGGACGAGUUGACUUGUUUGACAGUGGGGAUCCUGCUGGCACACAAACAGCACCAUCAACACCAACUUCCUCCAACUUUACCUCCCGAAAGAGCACAAACAGAGCUGCAGACAUGAGCAGGUGUCUCAUUCACAAGUCUGAGGUGCAGAGCUUCAUCGAGCGCUGCAUGACGGCAGUGGGCACAAAGCCACACCACGCUCACAGUCUGGCCGAGGUACUGGUGGAGGGCGACCACCGGGGGCACUACAGCCACGGACUCAACCGCAUGGACAUGUACGUGAAAGACAUCGAGUCUGGGAUCUGUGCCAAAGACGGUGAACCGGUGAUCGAGAAGGAGAGCGCUGCCACGGCUCUGGUGGACGGGCAGAACCUCCUGGGUCCAGUGGUGGGAAACUUCUGCAUGAAGCUGGCCCUGAAGAAAGCCAAGGAGGCGGGCAUCGGCUGGGUCGUUGCACGGGGAUCUAAUCAUUAUGGUAUCGCUGGGUACUACUCCAUGCAGGCUCUCAAGGAAAACAUGAUCGGAAUGUCAUUCACAAACACGUCUCCACUCGUCGUCCCCACACGGGGCAAAGCGUGCACGCUAGGCACCAACCCCAUCAGUGUGGCAGCUCCAGCCAAUGAUGGAGACAGCUUCGUCCUGGACAUGGCGACCUCUGCAGUCGCUCUAGGAAAGAUCGAGUUGCAUCACCGCAGAGGAGAUGAGAUCCCGAUCGGCUGGGGUCUGGACGCCCAGGGUAAAAUGACCCCUGACCCCUCCAAAGUCCUGAGCGGAGGAGGAUUAGUGCCCAUCGGAGGCAGCGAGGCCACGGGGGGUUACAAAGGCUACGGUCUGGGCAUGAUGGUGGAGGUGUUCUGUGGGAUUUUGGCUGGAGCUGAGUACAGUAAUCGCGUCCGCACCUGGAAAGUCACAGAUAAAGUCGCCAACCUGGGUCAGUGUUUUGUGGCGAUAAACCCGGAGAACUUCGCUCCCGGAUUCACCGACAGGAUGUCCGACCUCAUGUCCAUCCAGAGGAGCAUGGACCCUGCGGACCCCGAGGUCCCGGUGCUGGCUGCAGGAGACCCAGAGAGAGCCAACAUGAAGAAGUGUGACGAGAUGGGCGGCAUCCCCUAUCACCUCAACGUGGUCAACCACAUGAACGAGUGCGGUACAAGGAUCGGAGUGACUCAACUGUUACCGGUGGAUCGAAUCAUCUCUAACUAAAAUAAAAA
This is a messenger RNA of Periophthalmus magnuspinnatus, 1209 nucleotides long. RefSeq lists its product as uncharacterized. NCBI's taxonomy places the organism in Eukaryota, Metazoa, Chordata, Actinopteri, Gobiiformes, Gobiidae. The record is from RefSeq and is a predicted model, not a curated record. Bases 113 to 1201 code for a protein of 362 amino acids. The transcript is spliced from 11 exons. Gene Ontology annotation, molecular function: oxidoreductase activity.